AUGCCAACCAAAACCCUGAAGCAGCGUACCUGCACGGCAUCACGUUUCUCGACGCGCAUACCGGCGCAUAGCGACGCAUACCGGCAACUCCAAGUGAACGUCCUGUACCCAGUCACAUCGCCCGCGGCGCCCCCGCUCGUGACCUGCCGCCGAUUCCUAAAUUCGAGGGACCCACCACACCUCCGGGGCACCAUGUCAGCCUCAGCCGCGGGUCGCUCCCAGGCAUCAAUAUCCCUUCAUCAACACCAAAUCUCCCAGCUUCAAUCCACGGCGGCACUGUCUUACGUUUUGCCUACCUCAGUCCUCAUAUUUACGAAUUGUCGAGCUGCCGUCAAGAUGGCGCCCCUGUCAUCUCUUGGUCUUAAUUUGCGCCUUGCCGACAUCGAUGAGAACCUCAAGUCUCACCCGGCCGCCCUUUCAUGGCCUACUGCCAGCUUUGCCUCAAAUGCGGCGUCGUUGAAUCAUGACUUCAUCGACGAUGCGCCUUGUUUCGCUUACACGGAAGUAUUCGAAAGUGGGGAAAUCUUUCAAGCAGUUUCGCCCGGUCUAGGGGUUUACUUGCCUCUCUACUCAUCCCCAGCAUCUCAGCCGGCCUUUACCGUCUCUAAAAGCCGCCUUUCCAAGAGUAUAGAAAUCGAGUACCAGAGCCUGACACUCUUGCAAUCACUUGCCAUUGCCAUGCCCUCGCCAUUUGACCUACCUGAUCUUCUGACAAACUACGCAAUCCUCAAGUCUCAAUUGCAACACCUGGAGACCAUCUCGCCAUCACAUCCAACAACCGUCGAGCUUCGUCUGCUCGUCCGCGACGUACUCCUGGACAGAGCCCUGUUUGCCGGAAUCGGCACUGAAGUAUACCGAUCGAAUGGCAUGCUAUCUAUCGGUCAGCUUCACGAUAUGCAUCAACGAAGUGUAGAUGCCGGCCUGGACGACCUCGACGCCUGUUUCGCUCUGGGUCUUCUCCCGGAUGUGUUGGACGAUGCGUUCCUCGAUGCCUUGGCCUCUAAAUUUACUGAGCUUGCCCUCGCCGGUGAUCUUACCGCCUUGCACGAUCUGUGCGAGCCCGUCGUCCGCACCGGCGAAGUCGAGUGGGAGACAAACCCAGAGUUGCUUCUUGAAUUACUUGACAGAGGCCGGCUGGACAUUUAUCGCUACGUUCUAGACCUGGCGUCAAGAACAAGGGACAAGUCCACGAGCCAGUCCGGAUCCUUCUUACGCGACAUAACCAACGACCCCCUUCACGUCGCCAUCAGGCUUGGCCAUGUUACGCAAGUGGAGAGUCUUUUACGUCAAGGGGCGACAUUUCUAGGUGUCUAUGCCGACGACGAGAUGAGCGGCGGCACUGAGAAUGUAGUCUUGACGCCCUUCUCCGCCGCGGUCUUCUGGGGGCAAGCCGAGAUUGUUCGCACGAUACUGCUGCAAACCCUCGUACCCGAGGGUUUGCGAGAGGCAGUCGCCAUUGCAGUCUCUGACGAGAAAACAGAGAUCAUGGAAAUCAUGCUCUCUUUUGGGGUAAUGGAUACAAUAGGGUCGACCACUACGGACGAUACUUUCGACUGUUUCGCUGAUCUUAGCAUCAUGGAACCAACCUCCACUACCGCGUUCCAACGAGUGCCGUCGGGUACAGACUACACAAGAACCGAGGUUGAUGCUGCUUCCAGCCUUACCGGCGGCAUCAAUGCCAGUCAGCCUAGUGCUCCUUGUGGUCGUCGCCUUCAUCGAGCGGCUGACACUCCCAGAGAGCGGGUGCGGCGCAAAUGCUCUCGCCGUCGCCGGCGACUCUUGGGGCAAAGCCUGGUCUCAUCCAUGCACUCCCUUUGUUCUCAGCUCCGCGACUUCUGUGACUGCUCAGACCACGCAGAAGUCAACAAUAUGGGUGGAGACUAUACCCAUUCCAAUACAGUAUGGGAUCGUGGUCUUGGUGUGUUCCGUGGUCUGAUGCAGGACAGUCCGCCGUCGUCCCUUGUUGAGGUUUUUGACGCACUGCUUGUGGCCAAUGCCACCUAUCUGACGCUAUAUACAAGCGACGAUUCUCUUUCACUUGAAUUUGUUGAUGAUCUCGAUCGUUGGCGCUCCAUUCUACCAGCCUCAUCGCAACUCCUCUUCGACGACCUGGCAUUCCACAUGUGGGGAUACACCCCAUUAGGCCAAAUGCCUUUGCAUCCUGACUCAGAGUGCCUCCCACAUUUUCAAGACUUGGCCCAAAAUCUCAUUUCACUUGAGAAGCGCAAGGAGUCGAUACCGUCAAGGAUCUCAACGCCUGGUAUUAGGCUUGCGGCGAUACAGAGGGCAUUUGAGAACCAAGAGACUCACCUAGGAGUUGCGAGUAGUCAGGCCCAGACAAUACCGGGUCGAUCACAGUCGGGCCAAACCUCCUAUGCCGGCUCUUCAACCCAGCGCGAUGAUCUUUUCUGGGCAGACUUUCUACACAUGGACCGCCUUGAGGAUACCACUUUGAGGCAGCCGGCGCCGUCAUCGUCUUUGAAUGGAGGCUGGGAGGACGUACUCUCUUCUACGAUGCUGCUGCUCUUCUCCGUGGCUUUCUCCAUCGUGCUUGGGCUGAUCUUGGGCAACCCAGGCUUGCACUCAGGGUCUAAAAAGGCCGUCACCGAAACUGUCACCACCACGCUCUCGGGAUACUCUCGUUGCUAUGCUUUAAUAGCAGAAUAUCUUAGGAUGCAUGGCAUCUCGAUUCAGCCCAGUCUAUCUGCUGGCCAGCUGUCUAUCCCAUCACUUGCGGCUCAAUCACCGGCGCACGGAUCAGAGGUAUGCACCACCCCGUCGAGCAGCUUCUCGUCCCUCAGCACACUGGGCCUUCGCCGGGACGUAUCAUCUUCGAGCAUAAGUAGCAUCGGCAGCGCCGCCGGCUCGGCAACGUCGCGCUCGACGCCGCGCGACCACCGGAACAGAGGAGACAGACUACCGUGCUUGACACCGCAGUGCACAAAGACGUUUUCGAGCGUCAGCAACCGCAAUAAGCACCUCCGCGAGGGGUGCGCGUUCAAUCGCGAGAAGAGACAGGGGUAUCCGUGCAGGAACACAUCUUGCUCGAAAGUGUUGACGACGAAGUGGUAUCGAGAUACGCAUGAGAAGGAGAGAUGUCGAUUCCGCAGAGGCUACUAA
This is a messenger RNA of Colletotrichum orchidophilum, 3120 nucleotides long. RefSeq lists its product as uncharacterized. Bases 1 to 3120 code for a protein of 1039 amino acids. NCBI's taxonomy places the organism in Eukaryota, Fungi, Ascomycota, Sordariomycetes, Glomerellales, Glomerellaceae. The record is from RefSeq and is a predicted model, not a curated record. The transcript is spliced from 6 exons.